CUUUGGAAAAAAGAAAAUUCACGUUCAGGCGACCGACGGACGGCGAGGAAAAGGAGUGAGAGGGAAAAGGGAGUGAGAGAGAGGGGGAAAAGCUGAGAGGAGAAGCGAAAGCCAGAAACCAGAUGAGAAAGUCGGAUCCAGAGAAGAAGUUUUACGCGUCGAAGCGACUUUUUCCAAAGUUUGGCUGCUCGGUGGCGCACGGGAACAUCUGGAGAUAAGAAGCUUAAACUGAGACCCGGACGCUCCUCUAACAGUUCUACCCCUCAGGACGACUAGUUAAGUCAUGCCCCUCCAUAAAUCCUCCCGGGCACCUCGCCUCGACCCCACCAUGAUCUCUGCCCCACUGGGAGACUUCCGCCACACGAUGCACAUCGGCCGGGGAGGCGACGCCUUCGGGGACACCUCCUUCCUAUCCACCCUGGGACCCGGAUCUGCCGGCGCUGACCCGGGGAGUACGGGAGUCGCUCCGGCCGCAGAACCCGAAGCCUCUGUCAACCACGGCGAGCUGCAGAACAGCGAGCUGCAGCACUCUGAGUCCGUGUCCUCCUUCACCAUGGACCUGGACCUUGACUUGGGCCCGUCCAUGCUGGGAGAUGUGCUGGGGGUGAUGGACGGUCUGGGCCUGGACUCCAACGAGGAGGACGUGUUCAGUCCGAAGGCGGCCGUGGAGUUGAACCUGCAGAACCAACUGAACGGGAAGAACCUGGAGGGGAACCAGGCGGGAGACGGACGGAUACCGGACGGCGUCAAACCCAAGGGGAUCCGGCCGAAGGUGAGGUUCAGUGACAAGCGUGAGGAGAUCAUCCGCCAGGCAUCCGAGGAGGAGGAGGGCCAGAGCUUUGACUUCCAGGAUGACGAUCAGCUGACAUGCGAAACCCCGACGAGUCCGGAGAACCGAGCCGAACCCGAGUUCGCCGGGUACAAAGUCGACACGCCGCCGAGUCCGUCGUCCUCUCAGGGCUCUGAGUACGAAGGCGUGACGCCGCUGGACAGGAGGAGGGUGAAUAGCUGCCACUCGGACUCAGACUCAGAGGACGACGAGGACGCGGGACGGGGAUACACGUUCGAAGACGAGUUCGAUGACGAAAUCGGCCUAUAAGAGACCAGAAACUGUUCAUCAUUUCAGCACCGAUGGGAGGCAGAACUAUUUGAACUGGAUUUAAACCGCUAAGAUGAUGUUGCUCAACUGGAAAAGACAUUUUCUUGUUUUUACCUACGAGGGUGGCAGAUUUUAAGACUUUCUGAAUCCGUUCAGGCUGUUACAGUGAAAUGUUUGUAGCACUUUGAUCCGUUUUAUUGACCUGGAAGUUACCAACCGUUGGAUUCAGGCUGAAUGAAAGAUGUUUGCUUAGUUAAUUCCUUCUAUAAUCCUCACAGUCGCUGCUGUGUUGUUGAACUUUACCUUAUCGUGCCUUCAGGGGGGCUCACCUCAUCUAUUAUCAGUGUCUUCUACUUAUGUCUGCAUGUUUAUUACAGUCUUCUCCCCACCAACAGUGUCUUCAUUGAAUUACUGUGAAUUUGUCACAUUCCAGAUCUGAAAAUGUGAGUUCCUCUGCUUCAGUCCAAACCUGAGCUCAGUUUUUUUGGCAUGUUUUGAACUCACCAAAGCUGUUGUUGGGGCUGCGGGGCCGAAACGCUGCGACAAUCAUGGAUUUAAAGGUAGGACCAGGAGCGGCGGUGUAUUUUUGUACAUGCUUUCUGCUUGUAUAAUGCCUUUUUUAAGUAUUUUAUUUGAUAAUGCUGUAAAAGGGAGAGGCUAUUACCUUCAUCUGUUGAAAUGCUGGUUUGUUAUCCUGUGGUUUAAUACGGAUUACAGUGAAAACAAUAAAGUAAUUAUUGGGAUUUUAAAAGAA
This is a messenger RNA of Amphiprion ocellaris (clown anemonefish), 1853 nucleotides long. RefSeq names its product CDC42 effector protein (Rho GTPase binding) 5 (gene cdc42ep5). The transcript has 2 exons. Lineage: Eukaryota; Metazoa; Chordata; Actinopteri; Pomacentridae. Bases 284 to 1099 code for a protein of 271 amino acids. The record is from RefSeq and is a predicted model, not a curated record.